This is a messenger RNA of Schistocerca piceifrons (Central American locust), 7677 nucleotides long. RefSeq names its product disco-interacting protein 2 homolog C (gene DIP2). The record is from RefSeq and is a predicted model, not a curated record. Lineage: Eukaryota; Metazoa; Arthropoda; Insecta; Orthoptera; Acrididae. The transcript is spliced from 27 exons. Bases 194 to 6691 code for a protein of 2165 amino acids.
CAUUUCCAUCAAGAGGAAUUACCUGGAACGCGGAGGAGGGAAGGCCAAACAAGCUGCCAAGGCGGCGGCCGCCGCCGCCACGGCGUCUGCCGUAGGGGGCGGUGCGGAAUCCGCCGCGCAACCGGAGCCGGCCUCGCUGGCGGCGGAGACCACCAGCAAGUUGGUGACGAUAGCCGACGAGGAACCGGACUCAAUGGUGAUCGGCUACAAUCAGUGGAUUCGUGGUAUGCGCGACGGCGGUGCGUCAACGGCUGAAGGCAGCGGAAAGUUGCGGAUCUCGGUAGAACCGGCGCCAUCCACGGCUGCCUCCCGACGUCCGCCGACGCCACCCCCGCGCCUCACGAAAGAUUCUGGCUCGGUGGAGAUCUUACGUUUCGAGCGUUCUCCCGUGUACACGCGGAGGCAACCGCGCUGUUUCCGAGGUGACGAUUUGGGACCUAGUGCGAGUGCUAGUGUGGGCAGCAGUCGGCCGGACUCUGCGCUUAGCGUCAGCCUCGGACGGGUAUGGAUGGACGCGCCCCUCGCAAUGGCUCCGCGCAGCCUCGAGUUACCGCGUCCGUCGCCGACAUCGUCGUCUGGUGGCGCCUUGGACGGUGGUGCUGGCAAAAGAGCACAUCAUUCCCUCGACUCGGCGCUAAAGGAUCACCAUCGUUUCCAACCACGCACCAUUUCACCCGCCGUGUCUUCUAGUAAGGAUUCUGGUUUCUCAUUUUCCAAUCCGAGACUCAGUGACGCUCCACUACCUUCUCCGCCACCGUUCAGUCCCCCACCCAGUGGCGGAGGCUUCUUCCGCAAGAAGAAGCCUGCUGUUGCGAAACCGAAACCUAGUGUGAGUCGCGAUGGCUACUUCAAGAGGACCAGUGGUGCUAGCUGUUCUGUGAGACGUAACAGCAGCCGCAAGAGGAAAGGCGGUGGUGGAGGACAGCGCCGUAAGGGACAGCAGUCGAAUACAGCGCGAUCUGACAUGUAUCAGGUAGUUAUUAGCCGACCCCCUCGCUCACUGGCGGCGCUCAAGCUCGAUCCCAUGAUCUUCGUACCGCCAGAGAGACGAAGCGCUCGCCGUAACAACCACAAACCAGUUAAAUACGAAGUGCGGGAAAUUCGCGACUACUGUGCGCCGCAUGACUCCACUCAUUAUCCCCUGACGCUCGGUGGACUGGAUGACGACGACGAUGACGAUGACGGACUGUACGAAAGUAUUCUGGGAGACUAUCAUGAUAAACAGUGUGACAGUGCAGAACGGCAGUACCCUCCACUGCCUCCAACCCGUGCAGCGACAGAUGGAGACUCCAAUGCGCGGUUAGGCGACGAACCAGCACAGAUGCCAUCCCCUGCGCCUGGUCCAGUGAGGAGCAGUAGUUCUGGGGACAAAACUUCGCGUUCCUUGGGAGAAGGGGAUAAAUCGCGGCCAAUUUUACGACAUAGCAAAAGCCAUGAUGUGGGCGAAAUAAGUGCACGACCGAUCAAGAAAGGCGAACGCUCACGCAGUGUUGUUUCUCUUUUGUCUACAGAACAAUUAGAAAGACAACCCGCGAAUUACUUACCGGAACUUCCUGUGGCAGCUACGUGCAUUACCCUAACUGGCGACGCUGCAUCAGAGUCCGAUGGUGAACCACCUAUGCCCCCCGUGCGAGUGACAAGUGUGAAACAGAUUCAGUGUGUUACGGUAGUGGAAAAUAGCGAGUCAGAAGAAACAUCGGAAGAAGAGACGUAUGUCCCAUUGGGCGUGUCUCCCGUGCCCCGGCGACGACCAGUGCGGAGGAAGAAGUCACAGCAGCUGCGUGGCAGGAACGCCAACGUCAAGUACUUGGCGAAGCCGGGCGUGCACCGUGCGGCCUCGACUCUUCGGCGUAGCCGCCGGGGACACGCAACCAAGAAGACGGGUGACAUCACUCAGAAGGGCUAUGAAAAGAAGCGGACGCGACUGCUUGCUCCCUAUGUCCCCAAACAGUCUCAGGCGGCGCCGGGAGGCGGACCGUCUGCGGCCGGCGGGGGCGGGGGCGGCUGUGGCUCGGGGUCCAGCAGCCCCGGCGCCAGGGCGCGCCGCCGAGGCAACCGGCGGCUCACGCGCAACGAGAGCCGCUACCACUCUGAGGUGCGGCAGGAGGCAGUCCAGCAGGCGCUGGCGGCGAUGCAGGGCCGGCCCAAGCCAUCACUGCCAAUGCCAUCCAAGCGAACCUCCGUCAUGGCCAAGAGCCCAGACCGGGACCGCGACCGGCAUGACUCUGCAUCAAGCUCUGAUGAAGACAGUGUGGUAAAUGAGGGUGGUGGCGACGUGCAGAGCACACCAGAGCGAGAGCGCGCAGUCGUGCCACGAUCCCAUCAGCAUGGGCACCAGCACCCGCAGGGGCAGCCACAGCUGCAGUCGGACACCAGCAGCACAGGUUCUGCCCGCGAGACGCCGCCACAGCAGCGGGAACGCUCGCAACAGCCUCGUCACACCCGCCUUCCUAAUGGUGGCCCUGGGCUCACAGUUUGGGAUGAGCGUGAUGUCGCUGACAUCACUGAUGUCAUGCACAACAUGCGGCCCUAUUCCCAGCCACCUGAUGUUACCCACAACACAGCACAGUCUCGUCGUCUAACAGCUGCUGACAGAGUCAAUCGGUAUAACCAGUCGAGGCAGUCUUCGACAUCAGAUGACAAUAUGGGUACUGGGAGAUGGAAAGUGUCUGCAAAGAUCCAGCAACUCCUCAAUACACUCAAGAGGCCAAAGCGUCGACCUCUUCCAGAGUUCUAUGAAGAUGAUGAUAUAGAACUAGAAAUUGCAGCAAAUCCUAAAGAUCCAAAUGCGCCCAAACCAGAAGGCAGUUCGAUGACUUCUGCAAUUGGAGAGCAACUUGUGGUACCAUCUGGAUUACCAAGAAAUCUGGAGGCUGCCAUUCAAAGGUAUGGCUCUGCUUCAUACAAAGCUCCUGUAGCAACAGUUCUAGACCCCAAUGGAAAGCUGACCAUCACUCUGACUUAUGGAAAGCUUCUCAGUAGAUCACAGAAAAUUGCUUACACUUUGCUUAACAAGGCCUUUAGCAAAGGCGGUGAUACUUGUCUGAAGCCUGGUGACAGAAUUGCCCUUGUUUACCCAAAUAAUGAUCCUAUAAAUUUCAUUUGUGCCUUUUAUGGGUGCUUGCAAGCUGGAAUUGUGCCAGUUCCAAUUGAAGUUCCUCUGACAAGACGGGAUGCGGGAUCGCAACAGAUAGGAUUCCUGCUAGGCAGCUGUGGCAUUCAGGUUGCAUUGACAUCCGAAGCAUGCCUAAAAGGUCUACCAAAAACUGCCACUGGUGAAGUAGUGGCAUUUAAAGGUUGGCCCAAACUGCAGUGGUUUGUUACUGAACACUUAGCAAAGACACCAAAAGACUGGCUUCCCCCUCCAAGACUGACAGAUGACACGCCUGCAUAUAUAGAGUACACAACAGACAAAGAUGGUUCAGUCAUGGGUGUCACCGUUACCCGAACAGCUAUGCUGGCUCACUGCCGUACACUCACAAUGGCCUGCAGUUACACUGAAGGUGAAAACAUGGUGUGUGUCCUCGACUUCAAACGAGAAGUUGGACUGUGGCACAGUGUUCUCACAAGUGUUCUCAAUGGCAUGCAUGUGAUUUUUAUACCAUAUGCACUCAUGAAAGUUAACCCAGCAUCAUGGAUGCAGAUGAUCACCAAAUAUAGAGCAAGUGUUGCAGUUGUAAAAUCUCGGGACCUGCACUGGGGCUUGUUAGCGACGAAAGACCAUAAAGAAGUAAGCUUGUCAUCACUCAGGUUGCUGUUAGUAGCAGAUGGGGCAAACCCAUGGUCGCUCUCCUCGUGUGACCAGUUUCUUGGUGUCUUCCAAGCCAAAGGCCUUCGUCCUGAUGCCAUCUGCCCAUGUGCUAGCUCCAGUGAAUGCCUCACAGUGUCUGUGCGAAGACCUGGCAGAGCUGGAGUAAAUGCUACUGGUAGAGGAGUUUUGUCAAUGUCGGGUCUCAGUUAUGGUGUCGUUCGUGUUGAUCAAGAAAAUUCACUGACCUCUUUGACGUUGCAAGACUGUGGUCAGGUCAUGCCUGGCAGUGUGAUUGUGGUUGUGAAAAUGGAUGGACCAUCGUACCUGUGUAAGACUGAUGAAGUAGGUGAGAUUUGUGUGAAUUCAAGUGCAACUGGCAGCCAGUACUGGGGACUGCAAGGUCUGACGAACAGCACGUUCAGAGUGCAGCCUCUCCACAGUGACAGCAAGCCGAUUGGGGAAGCCGAAUAUGUUCGCAGUGGCCUUCUUGGAUUUCUUGGGCCUGGUGGUCUUGUGUUUGUCUGUGGUUCUCGAGAUGGCUUGAUGACAGUGACAGGAAGAAAACAUAAUGCAGAUGAUAUUAUUGCAACAGUGCUGGCUGUAGAACCAAUGAAAUUUAUUUACCGUGGUCGUAUCGCUGUCUUCAGUAUCAGAGUGUUACGUGAUGAACGAAUAUGUGUGAUAGCAGAACAACGACCUGACUGCAGUGAAGAGGAGAGUUUCCAAUGGAUGUCACGGGUUCUCCAGGCAGUUGACUCAAUUCAUCAAGUUGGCAUCUAUUGUCUGGCUCUUGUGCCACCAAACUACUUACCUAAGACACCUCUUGGUGGAAUUCAUCUUUCAGAAACAAAGCGUCGGUUCUUAGAGGGAACUCUUCAUCCAGCUAAUGUGCUACUUUGCCCGCACACUUGUGUCACAAAUCUGCCCAAACCUCGUGAGAUACAUUCAGACGUUGGGCCUGCCUCUGUCAUGGUAGGCAACAUAGUGCAAGGCAAUCGGCUUGCAUCUGCCCAAGGAAGAGACAUGGGAAUUGUGGAUGAGGAAUCUGACUCAGCAAGGAAGUACCAAUUCAUAUCAGAAAUUCUGAAGUGGAGGGCACAGAGCACAGCUGACCAUGUUAUAUUUACAUUGCUCAAUAGUAAAGGAACUGUAGCAGUCACACUUUCCUGCUCACAACUACAUAAGAAAGCUGAAAGGGUUGGCAACCUUUUACUCGAGAAAGGAAAGAUCAAUACAGGCGAUCACGUGGCACUCAUCUUCCCACCUGGAAUUGAUCUCAUUUGUGCAUUCUAUGGUUGCCUUUAUGUUGGUGCUGUGCCAGUAACAAUAAGACCACCACAUCCUCAAAAUUUGCAGACUACACUUCCUACUGUGAGAAUGAUUGUUGAUGUCAGCAAAUCUGUCCUUGUUUUAUCCAAUCAGAAUGUAAUAAAGCUUCUAAAAUCCAAGGAAGCAAGUAAUGUGGUGGAUAUAAAGUCUUGGCCUAUCACACUUGACACGGAUGACAUGCCAAAGAAGAAGCUGCCUACAAUGUAUCGGGCACCAACUGCAGAAAUGCUGGCUUACCUAGAUUUCAGUGUUUCAACAACGGGCAUGCUAGCUGGCAUUAAGAUGUCUCAUGCUGCAGUGACAUCACUUUGUAGAUCAAUGAAGCUAGCCUGUGAACUCUAUCCUUCUCGUCAUAUUGCGUUGUGCCUUGAUCCUUACUGUGGUCUUGGAUUUGCACUGUGGUGCCUAAGCAGUAUUUAUUCCGGGCAUCACUCAAUUCUAAUUCCUCCAUCAGAAGUGGAAGUAAAUCCUGCACUUUGGCUCUCUGCUGUCAGUCAAUACAGAGUGCGUGACACUUUUUGUUCAUAUGGUGUUAUGGAAUUGUGUACCAAGGGCCUGGGUACAUCAGUGAACCAACUAAAGCAGCGUGGUAUCAAUCUUGGAUGUGUGCGGACAUGUGUAGUAGUUGCAGAAGAACGUCCACGUAUUUCACUUACUACCAGUUUUUCUAAACUUUUUUCAGCAUUAGGGCUCAGUCCACGUGCAGUAUCCACUAGUUUUGGAUGUCGUGUGAACGUUGCCAUUUGUUUACAGGGUGCAUCUAGUCCAGAGCCAUCAACAGUUUAUGUUGACCUACGAGCACUAAGAAAUGAUCGGGUCUCUCUAGUAGAGAGAGGGAGUCCUCAUUCCCUGUGCUUGAUGGAAUCGGGUAAACUGUUGCCUGGAGUAAAAGUGAUAAUUGCCAACCCAGAAACAAAGGGUCAAUGUGGUGAUUCCCAUCUUGGAGAGAUUUGGGUGCAGUCCAGCCACAAUGCAAGUGGGUACUUCACAAUUUAUGGAGAUGAGAGCGACUACGCAGACCAUUUCAAUGCUCGUUUGGUGACAGGCACCACAGGGGAGACAUAUGCCCGUACUGGAUAUCUCGGCUUCCUAAGGAGAACAGAGUGCACUGGUCAGCAGCAGACAAGCACAGUGAUCGGAAGCAGUAUCGGAGAACAGACCUCAGCAGUGUUGGGCGCAGGAGGUGAGGGCUGUGACUCCCCUGCUCCUACACAGCCCCUGCUGGAUGCUCCAGAGUUACAUGAUGCUGUGUUUGUGGUUGGUGCACUUGACGAGACUAUUAUGUUAAGAGGAAUGCGGUAUCACCCUAUAGACAUAGAAAAUAGUGUCAUGCGAUGCCAUAAAAAGAUCGCUGAAUGUGCUGUAUUCACAUGGACAAAUUUACUGGUGGUGGUGGUUGAACUGGAUGGGAAUGAAAAUGAAGCUCUCGAUCUUGUUCCUCUCGUUACAAAUACUGUUCUGGAGGAACACCAUCUUGUUGUCGGAGUAGUGGUUGUUGUUGAUCCAGGUGUAGUGCCAAUUAACUCCCGUGGAGAGAAACAGCGUAUGCAUCUUAGAGAUGGCUUCCUUGCUGAUCAACUAGACCCCAUAUAUGUAGCAUACAAUAUGUGAUGAGGUUCAGUGGUCUGUAGACCAUUCCUGUGGAACUGUGAGACUGGCCAUACCUUGAGAAAUUAUUCAGUUGUUGUGUGCAUCACAAUUAGUCUGUGUAUUCAAGAAUACUUGCCAUGACGACAGAUUUGAAGACAUUAGAAGUGUGUGAAAUAUUUUGAUGCCUAGUAUGAAUUUAUAACAGAAACAGUGUGACAUUGUAUGUUGCCACUUUCCGGCAAAGGUGGCAGACAUCGACUGCAUUGUGCCACUAAUAGACAUAUGUUGAUUUCAUGCAUAACUGAACUACCUAGAGAACCACUUUUGUACUUUUAAUAUUAGUGGUGGUUCUUUUAAUGUGUGUGAUUCAAGCAUCUGCUAAAGACUCUCAGUUGAGCAGCCUGUACGGUGCACUAAUUUUGUGAUUUUUUGUGACAGUUGUGAGUUUAUGGACAAGCUCAGAAUCAACACUAUCUACAGUGGGUUUAAAAUGUCUUAAAAUUUGUUUUCUGUCAACGAUAUUUCUGUUGAAUGGUGAACUGACUGUACUGUAUAUUUAAUAUAAAAAGCUACAAAUGACUGUUACUUCAUCUUUUUCCAUCCAUAAGUGCAAUGAUUACUGCACACACUGAAGUCUGUGAUCUGAGAUUCUUUCCCAUGUCCCUUUAACAGUGAGGAUUAGUCAGUGAAAUUGCAAGGAUGUGAAAGAACCUGCCCAAAAUUCAUGAAGAAAAGAGAAUACCGCAAACCUGGAGCCACAACUGUGAAAGUGUUUAGAAUAGAGGGACCAUUGGACAUAGCUUGUACUUUUACCACUGUGAUGUAACCAGAUUUGCUUACAGGCAUUGUAAGCCUUGGGCAUUUGACUUCGCUCAAAGAAAAUACCAUUAUCAAAGGCAUCUGCACCUAUGAUUUUGACUAGUGUUAAACUUUUAGAUUUUAAUGUGAGACAGUACAUAACUGAUGAUGUGGUGAAGAAAAAUAAACUUCGAGCAGGAUUUCUAGUA